Molecule: messenger RNA, 2430 nt
Organism: Ostrea edulis (European flat oyster)
Lineage: Eukaryota; Metazoa; Mollusca; Bivalvia; Ostreida; Ostreidae
Exons: 9
Coding region: 145-891 (248 amino acids)
Source: RefSeq, a predicted model, not a curated record
GUGCGUGAAUUAGUAAAACCCAAUAACGUGACUAUGACCGGAUAUAUAUAUAAUGACGGAAGUUAGGAGAUUGUAAACAAAAGUUCAAACAUCGGACCAUCAUUGACAGUUGAGCAAUACCAGCACUCUUUGACAGUAAUAAAAAUGGCAGCAAAGUAUCCUACAAGCGGACAGCAACAGCCCCCUCCAUACCCUGGGGCCCCUCCUCCCUACCAGUACCCACAGGCUGGGGCGACAGUGAUAAUACAACAGCAACCACUUCCACCAAAUGCCAGAAUAGUAGUACAACAACGCCCACCACCAACAAACCAUGGUUUGCUAGGAUCAUUGACAAAGGAUCUGAACAAGUUUGGUCGCUCCGUUCAAAAAGAAUUAGACUCAGCAGGAAAUAUGAUUAGAUCUGAAUAUAACCAAGUCAACUAUGGACCUGUUCUUCAAAACUUUGUGACGGGUAACCAGAUACAGUUGGUGUCUAAAGCUAGUGGACGUGCCCUACAGAUUGUCCAGUCUCCCUCUGGUCAGCUUGUCAUUGAUGGCAUGGGGAUUGUUGGACCACAGGCCUUCAAUGCUGUGUGGACCGUGAUAAAUGAAGGAAACAAUCAAGUCCGCCUUCACAACAACUUCAAUUACCUGGGGAUAGUGAAUGGGCAGACCAUUCUUAUACACAUGCCCAAGGGAGCCCAUCUUGGGGUAGAAACAAAGUUUCAGAUGGUGUUAAAAGGAGAGAAUUUUGUGUGUCUUGAGUCCCCUAAAGAGAGGGGGAAGUGUGUCGGGAUCCUAGGGGAUGGGACACUGAAGCCAGCUUUGGCCUGCUCUUCCUCAGAUGAACACGCUAAGUUUGGAGUCUGUCUGACAAGUACUCCAUAUUCGCAAUAUCCUACACAAAAGUAAGCUGUUCUGGCACGGAGGAACUAGGCAGAUUGUGUGCACGCUUGUGAUUUCAUUCUUGUAGUCUGCACAGUUUCUGGAGAGAACUAAAUUUCACAAUUAUUAAAAAAAACCCAGCCAAAUGAUAUGUGCAAAUACACAUGUAUACAAUUAUUAGGGAUUCUGUUAAAAAGUAAAAUACUUGAAAAUUCCUGAGAAAAAACUCUUUGUGGAAACAUCUUAGUUACUGUGUAUUCUAAGAGUACAAUGUACUUGGAACAAACAUAAACGAUUUUUUUAACCUUUACGGUACGUACGGGCCUUCAUAAAAAAUAAUUAUACCCUAAAUAAAUAUUAUUAGAUAUAUUAUCAGUGUUUGGAAAUAUUUAAAAAAAAUAUUUCUCAGAAACUUUAUGGAUAAUGAGCAUCUUAUUCAUGUAGUGUAUGAGGUGCCAGGGGAAUUGUGUAUCUAAUGUUGUCUUUUUCUGAACAUAACCAUUCUUCCUCCAACUUCUUGUUUUUAAUAUUUAUUUUUAUGCCCUCAUGAUGGAAGAUUCGGGAGCAUAUAGUUUUUGGUUUGUUUGUUUUUAGUUAGUCCGCAAAAACUAUAACCUUGGUCAUAACUUAUGAAUGGAUGGUGAUAGGGCUUUCAUAUACCUUGUGACAAGAACUUUCUUUUCGUACCAAAAUUUUUAAGUUGUGACUUUCGCCUUGGGGCGUGACCUACCUUUGAAAAACUUUUACAUUGGUCAUACUUUUGACUGGUUGGUGAUAUACAUGUAGCUUUCAUAUUUCACAUAUGUAUUCCUUUUAACAAAACCUUUCUUUAGGUAGCAAAAAUUUUGACUCCUAAUCCUUGGUCAUAUGGGGGCAUUGGUGUUUUACAAACACAUCUUGUUUUUUUCCCCUCAUGUUUAUUAUUAUUCACCAUUUUUUGUCACUUCUCUUUCCUACCCUUUUCUUGCACGUCAUAUUUUUCAUUCUGUGUAGUAUGAAAACUCAAUUUAAUCGUUUUUAGUAUGUUGGUCAAAUGUUUUAAUACCCAUGUCGACAUUGUAAUGUACAGAUGUAUUGUCGGUGGUAAAUCUACAUUGUUUCAUUGUAUAUUUCUUGCUGAAAACUCUUACUUUAAAGAAACAAGUUAAAUUACAUGUAUAGGAAAUAAAUGUUUACGUUGUGUGUAUUACAAGGAAUGGAAAAUGCGCACACGCACAUACAGUGGAAGCUUGGAGUAAUUUUUGUUUAUCCGGCUUUUCCGAUUAUACAAAUUACCCCCAUGGUUUCCACACACCGCAUAGUACAAAAAUUUGACUUUAUAUUUCUCAAAUAUUGUUAAAACGUUAUUUGUUUAUCACAUUGUAUAAUUUUGUGCCAUAGGGAAUUUGUUGUCCUUUAGAAUUAACAAUUGCACAUGUUUUUCCUUAAUGUCUCUUGAAAUGAAUAUUGGUUUUCGUUAGUGAUACAGAAUGCAUUUUGUUAAUUUUGCUGUGUUAAUACAAUGUACUUUGUUUUCUUAAGAAUGUAUUCAGCAUUGUACCAAUAAACUGCAUAAUAUACACAACA